CCCAGUUCCCUCAGCUGCUCCUCAUAAGGCCUGUGCUCCAGACCCCUCACCAGCUUCGUCACCCUCCUCUGAACACGCUCCAGGGCCUCAAUGUCUUUCUUGCAGUGAGGGGUGUCAUGGUGACUGUGUCCACCGUCGGUUAUGGAGAUGUCGUGGUUCAAACAGCCUUGGGUCGAACCUUCAUUUUUUUUUUCUUCAUUAUUGGUGGCUUGGUCCUGCUUGCAAAUUUUAUUCCUGAAGUUUUGGAAAUUGUUCAAAGCUAUAAAACUUUCAAAUCCUCCUAUGAAGUGGUGAGUGGGAAAAACUUUAUUGUUAUCUGUGAUAAUGUCACUCUGGGGAGCGUUACUACUUUCCUACAAGACUUUUUGCUUCAGGACAAGGGGAGUGCUUGUACAGAAAUCCUUUUUCUGGGAGAGUAUAAUAUAGCUGUGUUCAAAUGCUAUUCAUCCUAUACCACUUUCUUUUAUGGCUCCGUACUGAACUCUGAAGAUCUGGAAAGAGUUCAGGGAUGGAGUCUGCAAAUGCACGUCUCAUUCUAGCAAAUGUUUGCUCUCCAGAACCCUAUACUGAAGACAUUUCCAAUAUCAUGAGGUAGGAUGAGAUACUCCAGUGCUUUCAUUCUCUAUCUGAUUGAUAUUAACAGUGACACUGACAGUGCAGCUGGCAGCAGAGCAUAUUUGUCCUGUUAUGUUUUUUUCUGUCAGGAGAACUCUGAAAGCCAACUGACUGCUUUCUGCUAUGGUUUUAUCAUGCUUUGAAGGACAGAGUCAGGUAGCAGCUGUGCAGUCUUGCAAUCAUUCGCAGAAUAUAAUGUUACUAAAUACAGUGUAAUUAUUUUCUUCGCUAUCCUGAAUAGCAACAGUCAAGGAUUCUCUUUGCUUUACUCUGGAAAGAGUUAUGCUCAGCUGUCAGGUCUCAUAUUAUAAGCAUUUUCAUACCAAUCAGACUUCAAAUGAGUUAUCUUGUAGUACUACUGGAUUUUGUGAAUGUGGUGGCCCAGAUGGGGUAGUAUUCUCCCCCCAGAUCAGUCCAGAAGUCCAAGUUCCAAACUGGAUCGUCUUUACUUUCCAUCUGUAGGGCAUCUACAGAAGUGGAGAUUCAGGUCAGGAAGUCCAACUCAUUGAGCUGGACUUGAAAAAUGAGGGUCCAUAGCCAGAAUCAAGCAUAUUAAUCCAAAAUUAUAUCUCUUCUACAGAGUGCUGUCAAUCAAGAAUCACUACCCCAAAACGAGAGUCAUUUUACAGAUAAUUCAGUCUCAUAAGAAGGUAUGGCAGUGGUCUCCCUGUCUCAGUGGGGUGUCACAGUUAAAAUUCUAGCAUUUUUGGAGUCAAAGGCCCUUAUUUGGGGAAGGCAGAGAUAUUAUCCAAUGUGUCUUACAGGCACUAACCUAGCUAGAGUAUCUUUUAACAUUAUUAAAAAUAAAUAACAACCAUUUCUUUGUUGUUUCUGUCAAAGUUGUCAGUAAAUGCACAUUCAACAUACGAAGGAAAAAAACAAAACCAAAAGAACGUCAAAAUCAGAAAUCUGCUUAGACUUAAUGUAUUCUGGCGCAGAUUUUCAAGAAGUGCAAUGAUGAAUAUGAGGAAGACAAGGAUGAACAUUUUACAGGAACAGUGGCCCUGCCAUUGCUGUGCUGACCUGUAACUGUUCUCCUACCCUGAAACAAGUAUACCUGCCAAACAUACUCAGCUGGGACUGGACAAUGGAAGACAGUAUGAUCUGCUUUGCUGAGCUGAAGUUAGGCAUCAUUGCACAGAGCUGCCUGGUUCCUGAUUUGUCCAAUCUCCUAGCCAGUUUGUUCAUUGGGAAAGAGAAUACCGAGGUAAAUCCUUUGCUUGUCUAAAUCAUGUACGUGUAGCCCAGUGGGUGCCCUCUGAGGUAUGGGACUGGCUCUUGUGCAGAAACUGCAGCUGAGGCUUUUGUAACUUACCUGAUCGUUCUGGGAUUACCUUGGUGCAGAAGGCAAGAACACUUCUGAAUUUAAAUUUAAAUAUACAGCACAAGAACAGUUGCUCAGAAAUUUCCAUGUGACUGCCAGAAGAUGUAAUGAAAACAUACAGACGUGACUGUUGGGCACACAGUUGCUCAAGCAAGCCUCGGGGUUGCCAGUCCCGCAGCAGACAUGCCUUUGCUAUCACCUAGUGGCUGUAUGUGAUACUUCACUUACUCUCCAGAACAGAAAAUUAAAUUGGACUGCUAUUUCUGUAUUCAGGGGCUUUUCAUUCACAGAAUUGAUUCAGACAAACUGUAUAAAUAUCAGGUAAGAUAAAUAUAGAAGAUUUAUGUAGAACCACUGUCUGUAGGCAAAGUGCUUUUUCAUAGUUGCACUGUUUCUCAGGUCCAAAUGCUUCACCUGGCCACUGCAAAGUUAGCUGAGCUGUUAUUUGAAAUUUUUAAUGUGUACUAUGAAAACUCAGCAAACUUCUGUUCUGAGGCUUUUCUCAAUUAAAAAGUCCAUUAAAUAAUUGUUGUUUGGAGAGCAAAACGCUUAACAGCCUAUCAAGUUUUAUGUGAAAGGCAUUCGUGUGCCAAGAGAAUGGCAUAUACUGUGAAGUAAUGAGUAGGGGGAUAAAAGCUGAAGGAGCUGUCAGCAACAGGAUGUUCUGCUGCUUUAACUCCCUCGAUAUUGACAAACCUUCCUCAGUCACACUGCUAUCUUGAAGAACAAACGAAAAGGCAUCGAGAAGUGCUGACCCUGAAGUAGGCCCUCACUGCUCAUCACAGCUCUCCUGCACAUAUGGUUGGUAAUGCUAAACAUAAGACCCAAAUAACCAGGGAGCCAGGCUAUGCUUACUGCAAAAUAAAGCCUAACUUUCUUCAAAUAAUGGACUCCCAAUACUUUGCAGUUGUAAAAUUACACCUGUUCUUCAACGAUAAUAUGAAUUGGAAUUGUCCAGAAGAGUUAAGCCUUUCCCUGGUCUGUUGUAUACGAACUCUGAUAUUGUUUCUGACAACAUACAGCUGAUGUCUUUCUGCUGCCAGUAACUGAGGGCCUUUGAUCUGAUAUCAUGUCUCUUCUCACUGGUGACAGUUACAGGACAAGGGGAAAUGGCCUCAAGUUGCGCCAGAGGAGGUUUAGGUUGGAUAUCAGGAAAAACGUCUUUACAGAAAGGGCUG
Messenger RNA from Numida meleagris (helmeted guineafowl), 3117 nucleotides. RefSeq names its product potassium channel subfamily U member 1-like. Gene Ontology annotation, biological process: reproductive process. The coding region runs from base 117 to 539 and encodes 140 amino acids. NCBI's taxonomy places the organism in Eukaryota, Metazoa, Chordata, Aves, Galliformes, Numididae. The record is from RefSeq and is a predicted model, not a curated record. The transcript is spliced from 5 exons.